AUGAAAUAUCUCUUACUGCUUAUCUUGGCUACAUUCAUCUGCUCUACUGUUGCUAUGCCCAUCACAGAUAGCAACAUGUCAUCCGCACUGAAUCAAAAGCAACAACAAGAACAGGACAUGGAAGAAGAAGACUCUGUGAUACUGGAGCAAGAGCUUCAACAGGAAGAAGAAGAACAAAACGACAUGUUAAUGCAGGAAACAUUCCCUGUGCAAGUGGAUAGAUUAGCACAGAUCAUUGCUACCCAUCUUCAGUUCGACCAUCUGGACGCUGUCAUCAGUAGCACAGAUAAGGAAAUCGCUACAGAGUUCCAACAUCAUAUCCAAAUUAACGUCCAGUCCAAUAAUGAAGAAGCUAAUUACGAUGAGUCCGAACUCAUGUCGCACAGCACUAAUCAUCAAUAUGCCAUACAACAACAGUUGCCUACAUUAGAUAUGAUGGACUUGGAAAUCCUUAAAUCCCAGAUAUUUGCUGCUAUCCAGGCUCAUACAGAAGGCAACUUACCGCUGACAUGGGACAAAUUGGCUGAUAAACUGAGUCGUCAAGCGAUUGAAUCAUAUCUGCGUAGCUCACUCUUGCAAGCAUGUGGUCACCCUGAUCAAGAUACCAUUUCAUCAUCAUGUCUGCAAGAACAUGCUGUCCAACUAGCCACUGAUCUCGACACAUACAUCACGAACGGACUAGCUCAUGUAUUCGAAGCGCUUGAUCAAGAAGCACUCCCUGAUUUGCUCCAGCAUACAGCCAAAGAUUUGAAGGGCAUCCUCAACUAUUUCAACUCUGCUUUUCUCCAGGACGGACAUCGCAAGUUUGUGCUCCAAGUAGUACCCUGGAACAGUGAUCCUACCGACGUUCAUAGCUUCAAAUCAAGAUUACUGGAGAUGGCAGUUCACCCUUUAAUCAAUGAUGGCACUGAGGAAUCUCAUUCAACUGCAUUCUUUAUAGAAUAUGCUGCCAUGGCACGAGUAUAA
Molecule: messenger RNA, 966 nt
Organism: Mucor velutinosus
Lineage: Eukaryota; Fungi; Mucoromycota; Mucoromycetes; Mucorales; Mucoraceae
Exons: 1
Coding region: 1-966 (321 amino acids)
Source: RefSeq, a predicted model, not a curated record